This is a messenger RNA of Prorocentrum cordatum, 916 nucleotides long. NCBI's taxonomy places the organism in Eukaryota, Dinophyceae, Prorocentrales, Prorocentraceae. The record is from the annotation of a GenBank genome assembly.
GUUCUGCGUGGGCCCAGUUCGGCUCCCGGAGGCCGCAAUAUAGCGAAGAGCCUCCCGCGGUGGUUGUUUUUAAAGCGAAAACAGCGAGAGAGGCCGAACAUAUAGCGAAGAACGCCAGGGGGUCUGGGAGAGGAGCGCCCCGGCGGACACCAGCGGCGAGCAGGUGCUUCUUUGGCUGCCGCGCCUCGAGCGGCUGCGGGGCGCCCCGGCCGACAUCGGCGGCAAGCUGGUCGGCCCGCUGCUGCCGGCCGCCGCCCUGCUCUCCCGGCUCCCGGGCACGGCCGCCCAGGGCGCAGGCAACCUCGCCAAGGGCGCCGGCGACGUUGCCAGGUCGGCCGCGGAGGCUCCAGAGAGCAUCCGCCGAGCCGCAUCGGGUGUCAGCCGCCUCCCCGGCAUGCUCAAGGAGCGCCUGGUCGACCAUCCCAUUGGAGUGCUGGUGGGCACCGUGGAGGUGGUUAUUCAGGUCCCGGGAAAUGUUCAGUCGUCCAUGCACACCGCCCGCGAGGCUGCCACGGGCCUCUCCAAGAUCCCAAGCUACGCGGCGAGUCGCGUUGAAAGAUCGGUGGGCGGCGUCACCAGUGCUGCUCUGGCCGCGGGGCAGGCCGCAGAAUUCACAGCCGCCGCGGUGAGCAGAACGCUCGACGCCGCUGGGAAGGCGGGCGUCCCCGGUCUCGUGUCGGAGACGGCCCGGAGCGUGUUCAUUGACGUCUUCAUGAUAGGACGGGACCCCGCUCGCGAGGAGCAGAUCACCGGGCGCAGCGCGGGUGCGGCGAGCGAGCUGGUGUUUGCGCUUGCUAGGGCGGUCGCCGAGGCGCUCAAUCAGAGCGGGGCUGCGCAGUCGGCAGAAGAACACGGGAACGAAGCAUGACAUUGCCCAAUCAGUGCUCGCACUGAAGGGGUCCCAGCGGAUAUGGCA